CCACAUACAUUAAUGCUCCUUUAUAUUUUCCAAUAGCAUAACCGUUUUUAAAACCCUCCUUGUACCCUUGAUCGAAGCUUUUUUGAAAAUUAGAUUUUCUACCAUCAUUGAUUCCAUCUCUAUAUCCACACUGAAAAAUAAUUAAAUAAUGCCUUUUAAUUAUUUUAUACAACGUACUUUUUCUGCUUUUCGUUCUAUUUUUUUCCACGAUAGUUCAGUUACAUCCUCCAUUAUUUGUUAUUUUUUGCAAUUUUAUAAAAAAUGUUUACAACCAGGUUUCUCUAUGGUGUACAAGAACAACCUUCUUUACAACACUUGUUUGCAAAGACCAGGGCAGGGUGGCAAAGUCUUCUUCUUCUUGUUAAAAACCAACUUCUGUGCCGACUGUCAAAAAAUUAUCUAACCACACUUUCUCAUGUUUUUCUAUUUUCAACUUUUAAAAACCUACUAAAAGGAAUGUCUGAAGAAACUAAACCAAGUGUAAGCUCUCCCAAUGAAGAAGCUUUACUGGAUUUGGCAAAAUCUCAACCAGAAGGUUUCAAUAACGAUGAUAUUAAACAAAAUUUGCCGAAUGUCCCCAUUACAGAAGUUACAGGGAUAAUUAAUAAAUAUUUGAAAAAUGGAACCUUGGAAGUCUUUAAAAUGAAAAACAGCCUUUUCUACAAAUAUAAAGAUCCUUUAAAGAAAUCGGACGUAAAAGGGGCAGAUAGUGAAGAAAAGGUUGUAUACAAAAUAAUAGAAGAAUCAGGAAACAAAGGAAUAUGGAUUAGAGACAUUAGAUUUAAGUCAAAUCUUAAUACAACACAGUUAAAUAAGGUUCUUAAAAGUUUGGAAACUAAAAAGUUCAUCAAAGCCGUAAAAUCAGUUGCUGCCAGCAAAAAAAAGGUGUACAUGUGUUACGAUCUAGAACCAGAUAGCUCAGUAACAGGAGGUGCUUGGUAUCAAGAUCAGGACUUUGAAUCAGAAUUUGUGGAUGUUUUAAGUCAGCAAUGUCACAGGUUUUUAGCCCAAAAAUGGGAGGAUGCUAGUAAACAAGGAGGGGGCCCUCUUUUGAUAAGAAACAGAAGUUAUGCCACAGCCACCGAUGUGCAUAAAUUUAUUUCUGAGUUGGGAAUUAGUAAAGUGACUUUAUCUAUUGAUGAUAUUGAAAGUAUUUUGUAUACAGUUGUUUUGGAUAACAAUGCUGAGAGAAUAGUGGCUGCAAAUGGUUCAAAUUUGUAUAAAAUAGUAAAUAGAUUUUUGCCUAGUUUGGGAAUUGUUAAAACUACAUGUGGGAUUUGCCCUAUUGCUAAUAGAUGUGCUUCCACUGGCUCUGUAAACCCCAAAUCUUGCACAUAUUUGACUGAUUGGAUUAAUUAUUAAAAUAUUUCUUGUUUAA
This is a messenger RNA of Brassicogethes aeneus, 1378 nucleotides long. NCBI's taxonomy places the organism in Eukaryota, Metazoa, Arthropoda, Insecta, Coleoptera, Nitidulidae. The record is from the annotation of a GenBank genome assembly.